AUGAAGGCCUCUCCAAUUCCACCACCCCUCUUUUCGGCGAACCAGAUUUCGCCUCCUAAUUCCCACGAUGAUGAUGAAAAUCAAACCGCUUCUUCUGAAGCAUCAACUGAAUUGAGCUUCAAUAUCUCUGAGCACGGCGAUUCGAACACUUCCUACAAUUCAUUGCCACUGUUCAAUACUCAGGGAUCGCUCUCAGAAAGCACUACCAAACCUGCCAAAACUUCUGAUAUUCCUGACAAUGCAUCUGAAUGUUCUUCUAUUGACCCAUGCACUCGAGAGGAGAGUUAUGACUCUUUGACGCGAGACAAGGCGGAUCCUUUCAGCUUCAAAAAUCCCUUCGAAUCGAGUGACGAAGAAUGA
Molecule: messenger RNA, 360 nt
Organism: Oikopleura dioica
Lineage: Eukaryota; Metazoa; Chordata; Appendicularia; Copelata; Oikopleuridae
Source: the annotation of a GenBank genome assembly